UGCUAUUUCGAAAUAAUGCUAUAAAUAUACAAACAGUGCAUUGCAGCUGUUGUUUCAUAUGACAGAUCGAUGCCAAGUUAUUUAUCUGAAAUUAUAUUAUAACAUUUUUAAAAAAUGAGUAUUAAUUUAAAGGAAAAUACAAUAGUGCAAUGGUAUGCCGAAAGAGAAAAGCAUAAAUGUGGAUAUUGUAAAAUUGAACACGGUAGUGUGUCCUAUGGAAUGUGGGUCGAGUUAAUGAAUGUAGAGGAUUAUCAAGACCUAAUAGAUAGAGGAUGGAGAAGGUCAGGGAAAUAUUGCUAUAAACCAACCAUGAAUGAAACUUGUUGUCCUCAGUAUACAAUAAGAUGCACUGCUUUAAAUUUGCAUUUAUCAAAGUCACAAAAAAAGGUGCUGAAAAAGUUCAACAAGUACUUGUGUGAUGGGGUUUUAAAUGCUUCAAAUAAUUCUAAUGAAAAUGUAAAUGAUGAUGAUGGGGUUAAUGAUUUUUUUAUCAAGGAAGGAAGUUCUGUGAUAACUGAUAAAAGUUUUAUAAGUAAUGCAGUAGAUGAAGAAAUUGAAAAAACUGUUGAUACUAAUAGUAUGGGGGAUGCCCCUACAAUGGAACAAGAACUAGUUAAUAAUGGUUUAAAUACAGUGAUAUUAAGUCAGUCAGCCAAAGAUACAACAAAAUCUAAAAAAGGUAAUUGUAAGGAAGGGCAAGGAAUUGAUCCCAGUAAACCACCUUGUAAAAAAGCUAAACAACUAAGAUUGGAAAGAAAAAAGGAAAAAUUACUUAAAAGAGGAAUGUCCUUGGAAAAAUUGAACAACACAAAUGAUCAAAAAACCUUAGAACAAUUUAUGGAGAGUUUGCCUGAUGAAACUAAACAUAAACUAACAAUAAAGCUUGAGUCCAUGUCAAAAGAAUCAUCAACUUUUAAAGAAACCCUAAAUUUAUAUGCAAAAUACCAAAAUGUUAUACACAAUGAAUCACUAAGUGAAUGUGAUGAAAUGCAAUUUACCCAAUUUUUAGUAGACUCCCCUUUAGAGCCCCAGCCAUUUCCUAAUGGCAUUGAUGAACCAGGUUUUGGUUCUUUUCAUCAGCAGUAUUGGAUGGAUGACAAGCUUAUUGCUGUUGGAGUAAUAGAUAUUUUACCUAGAUGUGUCAGUUCUGUAUACUUUUUUUAUGAUCCGGAUUAUAGGAAUUUAACGCUUGGCACAUAUGGUUCUUUAAGUGAACUUUAUUUCACAAGAUCUCUCAACACCCUAGUUCCUGCCAUAAAAUACUAUUACAUGGGAUUUUACAUCCACACGUGCCUAAAAAUGCGGUACAAAAGCAAGCUCAGCCCAUCAUAUCUACUCUGCCCUGAAACAUACCAGUGGUUCCCAAUAGAAAAAUGUACCCCAAAACUGGAAGCAUCAAAAUACUCACGACUAAACGAAGAUAGAAACGCAGUAGAUGAAUAUUUGUGUUCUGCAAAUGAUUUGGAUGGGAUAAGAAUUUUUGAGAUUUCAAAGCACAGAUUGUUGUUAUUUAAGCAGUAUAAAAGGUUUUCUGACGAGCAACAAGAGUUUGAAAAUAUUGGGAAACUUGUCGGGAAAAAAGCUUGCAGAUCCCUUAUUUUUAUUAAAUGAUAAACAAUGUGCUUAUAGCUGGACCAUGUGUUUUAAUUUAUUUAUGAAUUUAUGAUUAUAAUUUACAAUUUUAUUAUAAUUGUUUUAAUUUUAUGCGAUUAUUAAGGUUUUUUAAUUGUAUUAUAUUUCCUUUGAUGGCAAUAUUUGAUUGAUUUUAUAAUUAACAAA
Messenger RNA from Brassicogethes aeneus, 1779 nucleotides. The record is from the annotation of a GenBank genome assembly. Lineage: Eukaryota; Metazoa; Arthropoda; Insecta; Coleoptera; Nitidulidae.